Chanos chanos (milkfish) is the source of this 3133-nucleotide messenger RNA. RefSeq names its product myotubularin related protein 14 (gene mtmr14). The coding region runs from base 741 to 2660 and encodes 639 amino acids. NCBI's taxonomy places the organism in Eukaryota, Metazoa, Chordata, Actinopteri, Gonorynchiformes, Chanidae. Gene Ontology annotation, biological process: dephosphorylation. Gene Ontology annotation, molecular function: phosphatidylinositol-3-phosphate phosphatase activity. The record is from RefSeq and is a predicted model, not a curated record. The transcript has 19 exons.
GUGAGCGACUAGUAUUGCAACACUUCCACGACCGACUUUUAUUAGAGCAAAAACCAAAUAGUAUUCUGGAUAAUUUCCACAGAAGAGAAUUAUAUAUUUCGAAUCAUAUGUCAACGGCUUUGCUGCAUGUCUAGAAGUCUGUCAGUAGUGAAGACGUGACAUUGAAGAAUGUGACAAGGCCGGGCGUCCUCGGGAUUUCCUGAGUCCGUUGCCCAGUGAUGUUUGGAUUUUUAUCCAUACCGUGUCAUCGACAUUGGGACUCAGAUUAUGAGACAGGGUGGUGGACAAAAAAAUAUCGACCAUUAUAGACGCGUCAUGGUUAUCUGUACUUGUUGUAAAAUCCAAAUGCAUACAUGUUAUCCUAGUGGUUUAUUCUAUUUGUUGACCUGCAAGGUAUCUGGGUAUUGACUAACGUUAGCCAGCUACUUAAAUUAGCAAGGGGCAUUAAACUGGUAAACUACGAAGGUUGCUUUUAGUUUCUGGCUAGCUGGCGAAGCUGUGUAUUUGGAAGGGUUAACUAGCCGGACUGCUGGCUAGUUAACAGAUCCGUGGUGCAGAGGAGGUAUCAGCUAACCGUUGCGCUGAAUUCGGGACGUUUCCCCGGCUCCGGCCCCCUAAAACGGGCGGUGAGGAAGAAGUUGGCCGGGAAGGGAUGGCCUGGACGAUCGUCCCGGUCACAAGGAGCAGCGGUGUUUGACGGAGGGCGAGUUCGGCUAGAUCACCACACAAGGCUCGGCACGAUGAUGGCCGCGUCUCCUUCUGCGGCUGGGAGCCUGACCGCUUCUGGCAUCAGCGGCCGCAGGAGCGAGGAGAUUGCCGAUCUGAUUGACUUGUUUUCGAAGACUCAGUAUAGAGCAAAGGAAGUUACCCCGCGGGUGGACAGAAUAGAAAGAAGAUGUUUGGAACUCUUUGGGCGGGACUACAAGUACAGCAUCAUCUACAACACGAACGGCGAGAUUUGCGGUCACUACCCGCGGCAGAUUGUGUAUCUAGAGUAUGAGUGCACGGAGCCCAGUAAAGACAGGUUUGAGAGCACAGUCCAGAUCAGCAAACUGCAAGACCUGGUCAACCGCAGUAAGAUGGCUCGCUGCAGAGGCAGGUUUGUCUGCCCUGUUAUCCUCUACAAUGGAAAGCACAUCUGUCGUUCAUCCACCCUCGCAGGGUGGGGUGAGUUAUACGGACGCACUGGCUACAACUACAUCUUUUCAGGAGGUUCUGAUGACACGUGGGCUGACUCUGAGGAGGUACCGGAGGAUGACAACGCAGUGCGUAAUGGGGAGUCCCAGCUGUUUGAUAAAGUGAGGGGUUUAGACAUAAAGCUGUUACGUUAUCUGUCAGUGCGCUACAUUUGUGACCUCAUGGUGGAGAACAAGAAGGUCAAAUUUGGCCUCAAUGUCACCUCCUCUGAGAAGGUGGACAAAGCCCAACGCUACGCUGACUUUACCCUGCUCUCUGUGCCUUAUCCAGGGUGUGAGUUCUUCAAAGAUUAUAAAGACAGAGACUACACUGCAGAGGGGCUGGUAUACAACUGGAAUCAGGACUUUGUAGAUGCUCCCUUGACAAUCCCUGCCAGUUUUACCAAUAAUCUGAACAUAGAUUGGACAGAAUAUCAGACAUGGGACCUGGUGCAGCAGACACAGAACUACCUGAAACUGCUUCUCCAUAUCAUCAACAAUGACGAUGACAGUGGCCUGCUGGUCCAUUGUAUAUCAGGCUGGGAUCGGACUCCCCUCUUCGUGUCUCUCCUUAGACUCUCUCUAUGGGCCGAUGGUGCCAUUCAUGCCAGUUUAGAGCCAGCAGAGAUUCUGUACCUGACCAUCGCUUACGACUGGUUCCUCUUUGGUCACAUGCUGCCUGAUCGUCUCUCUAAAGGGGAGGAGAUUUUCUUUUUUUGCUUCAAUUUUUUGAAGCACAUUGUCUCUGAGAAGUUCUCAGUUGUAAGAAAACAGAGGAGGAAAAACUCUCAGUUCAAGGAUGCUGAUUUCACCGUGGAUGAUCUCUGUCAGUUGAAGUCCAGACACAGGGGCAGUGUGACCAGUCUGAGUAGUGAUUUUUCUCUGAUCACAGAGGAUGUGGCGGCGGCCUGCAGUGUGCCUGGAGAGGCUGCAGACCUGUUCUCCUCUGCUCCUCAGGCCUGUGCCGGGAGGAAAGCCAUGACGUCGUCUCCUCAGACUGUUUUCUGGAACCGGCCUGCUCUGUCAGACGAGCGACUACCUCACCCACUCACAGAGGCCAAGUCCUCCAGUUCCUCCUCUUCCAACCAAUCAGAACAGGGCUUCACUCGCACUGGGAGCAGCCCAUUGGCGGUGCCUGGGAGGAGGUCCAUGGUGGAGUAUGCACGCUCUGGUUCCUCUAUCUCCACUGACUAUGGUAGCUGGCAGAUUGUUUCGGGCUGUGGGAGCAUCCAUGACCAGCCCCCGCUCCCGGCCGAGUCUCCCCUCCCCUUCAGCUUCCAGGAUGAGGGACCCAGUGGCCGGAUGUGUGCGUACGUGCCUGAGAGGCAGAUGCGGUUGGAGGCAGUGAGGGAGUUGUUCCUGGCAGCGUACAGCUCAACAGUGGGUCUCAAGUCCUCAGCGCCCAGCCCCUCUGGUGCCAUCUCAGGCUUGCUGGAGCAGUUUGCCCGCGGUGUGGGCCUCCGUGGCACCAACACAAUCGUCUGAAACACAGCCUCCUCAUCGCUCCACCCAGUUUUCAGUCCUCAGCCCUCCAACCCAUCCUCCCCGCCCAAAAUAUCAGUCUCUCCAUCCGCUGUGUUCUGCCUUCAUCUCCUCCACCUUGUCAUUCCUCCAGCUGCUCAUGUCUCAACUGAACCGCUACAUCACUCUACCCUGCCUCCACCCGUACUUCCACCACACAGUCUGUCAGUUGACCUUCUGUCCCCAUCCUGUCAUUACUACACCUGUACCUCCAUCAUUUACACCCAUCCACUUCUUACCUUUUUACUGUACUGAAUUCUGUGUGAAACCCCUAACAUAAACCAUACCACACUCUCUUGUUAACUGUGUAUGCGUGUCUGUGAAGGCAGUUAUAAAUCUGAAGCUUGAUAACUGGGAGGGGAAAAGUGCCAAACUUCCACCCAGGGGCUGUGGUCUUAUCUCUUUUGAGAUUUUUAUUGGUGUUUUUUUUUUUUUUU